This is a messenger RNA of Cetraspora pellucida, 120 nucleotides long. The record is from the annotation of a GenBank genome assembly. NCBI's taxonomy places the organism in Eukaryota, Fungi, Glomeromycota, Glomeromycetes, Diversisporales, Gigasporaceae.
AUGACUCCAAUUACAUGGAAUGUUAAUGAUAAAUCCGCUCUUUUAGAUGUGGAUUCAAAUGGACUUAGAGUAAAUUAUACAGCUGAACUAAAUAAGUUACCGGGUAAUUGUGGGAUUUAA